CCAGCCCACCAUGGCCCCUUCAGGUGUCAUGCUGCUCCUGCUUUUGCUCCCAGUGGCUGCAGCUGGGGUGACCCCAGGUUCCUGUUCCGGAUGUGGGCCCCUCUCUCUGCCAAUGCUGGCAGGGCUCAUGGCCGCCGACGCGGUGGUGUCUCUGCUCAUCAUUGCGGUGGUGUUUGUGUGUGCCUGCCCACGCCACAGGCCCACCCUAGAAGAUGACAAAGUCUACAUCAACAUGCCUGGCAGGGGCUGACCCCCUUGUGAGGCCUUUGACUUCUGACCCUCUCAUCCCGCAUUGUGUGCGGCCACACAGGAAACGCACUCCCCACUUUGGGGUGGAAUAAAGCAAUUAAACUAC
Odobenus rosmarus divergens (Pacific walrus) is the source of this 355-nucleotide messenger RNA. It is a transcript of the gene HCST, whose product is annotated as hematopoietic cell signal transducer. Gene Ontology annotation, molecular function: phosphatidylinositol 3-kinase binding; signaling receptor binding. NCBI's taxonomy places the organism in Eukaryota, Metazoa, Chordata, Mammalia, Carnivora, Odobenidae. The coding region runs from base 11 to 250 and encodes 79 amino acids. Gene Ontology annotation, cellular component: membrane. Gene Ontology annotation, biological process: regulation of immune response; positive regulation of phosphatidylinositol 3-kinase/protein kinase B signal transduction. The transcript has 4 exons. The record is from RefSeq and is a predicted model, not a curated record.